This is a messenger RNA of Polyodon spathula (Mississippi paddlefish), 3582 nucleotides long. It is a transcript of the gene dctn2, whose product is annotated as dynactin 2 (p50). Gene Ontology annotation, cellular component: centrosome; dynactin complex; cytoplasm. Lineage: Eukaryota; Metazoa; Chordata; Actinopteri; Acipenseriformes; Polyodontidae. Bases 225 to 1487 code for a protein of 420 amino acids. Gene Ontology annotation, biological process: mitotic spindle organization. The record is from RefSeq and is a predicted model, not a curated record. The transcript has 16 exons.
GUGCCUGACAGACCGCGCGAGAUUACCGGCUUCUCCACUACUGUCACAUCGCUGUAAAAACUGACAUUCAUCAAUUAACGAAAAGCUGACAACUGCAUUGCUAAACAGGGGGGGUGGAAGUUUUUUUUUUAAAUAAACAACCAAGCAAAAGCUUGCAAAAAGAUCCGUUUUAGCAUCUCCCCCCCCCCGCCAUCUUCCUCUCCAGCGCUCCGGCUUCAACGACAAUGGCGGACCCUAAAUAUGCCAACCUAGCAGGCAUUGCAACCAACGAACCUGACAUCUAUGAGACAAGCGAACUGCCUGAGGAUGACCAAGCGCAGUUUGAGUCGGAGCUGCUCAGUUGGAAUUUAGACUUGAGAAGAUUAACGACGAACCUGCUCCAUAAGGAAGAGCUGUGCAGUGAAAGUGUGGAGCGGAUAGUUGUCAAUCCCAAUGCUGCUUACGACAAAUUUAAGGACAAGAGAGUCAGCACCAAGGGGCUUGACUUUUCAGAUCGCAUCGGCACGUCGAGAAGAGUUGGCUACGAGUCUGGAGAGUAUGAAAUCCUCGCGGAGGGCUGUGGCGUGAAGGAGACCCCGCAGCAGAAAUACCAGCGGCUGCUCAAUGAGAUUCAGGAGCUGACAGAAGAGGUGGAGCAGAUCAAGACGACCACCAAGGAGUCCUCCACUGAGGAGAAGCUGACCCCGGUGUCUCUCGCCAAGCACGCUGCCUUUCUGAAGCAGCAGCUGGUCUCCUCGCACCUGGAGAAGGUGCUGGGGCCCGACGCAGCCAUCAACCUCACCGACCCGGAUGGGGCUCUGGCAAAACGCCUGCUCACCCAACUGGAAGCUGCAAAGAGCCAUAAGGGGAAGCCGAUGGAGGGGAAGGGACCAGCCAAGAGUACCGCAGACACGGUGAUCUACGAACUGCGGAGCCGGCUGGAGCAAGACAAAUUCUCUGAGACCGCCAAGAUCGCGGAGCUGGAGAAGAGACUAGCCGAUCUGGAGACCGCAGUGGGCACCGGACCUCAGCGACUGACCCCUCUUACCACUGCUGUCCAGGGUUCCAGUCUUGUGAACACCAUUGAAGUGCUUCAAGCCAAAGUGAACGCCCUGGACGCUGCAACACUGGAUCAGGUAGAAGCCAGGCUUCAGAGUGUCCUUGGAAAGAUGAAUGAAAUUGCCAAGCAUAAGGGAGCCAUUGAAGAUGCAGAGACGCAGAACAAGGUCUCCCAGCUGUACGAAGUCAUUCAGAAGUGGGAUUCCAUGGCCACCACCUUGCCUCAGACUGUGCAGAGGCUAGUCGCAGUGAAGGAGCUCCACGAACAAGCCAUGCAGUUUGGACAGCUGCUGACCCAUCUAGACACAACCCAGAAGAUGAUUAAGAACUCCCUGAAGGACAACUCGACUCUCCUCACACAGGUGCAGCAGACUAUGAAAGAAAACUUGAAGUCUGUAGAAGACAACUUCGGAGCCUUGGACACCAGAAUGAAGAAACUCUGCAAAUAAAAACGAACCUUUUGAAAAGUUUGCGAAAAAAAUAAAACGAGAGACCAAAAAACUAAAGGGAGAUGCCGGCACACUGGUCCCAAACCCCUCUUAUUGGCGCUUUUAAAGAAAUGAAUAAUAGAGUACAAUAUAUUCUACACUAAUAUGCCUUUUUAUUUCAAACAAAUACAUGAAGUAAAUGCAAUUCUGUUCUGCUAAUUUCGUAACGCAAAGACGAAGCUGAUGUUGUUUUCUGAGCUUGAAAUGGUCUGCUAGUCGGAGCUGGAAAUCUCAAUGUAAUUUCUCCCUGAUAGAUGAACCCCACAAACCUCCCAGUACAGAGACUUGAUAACGAAGGGGGUUCAAGUUGUUUAGAAAGAUACAGUUGUGAAUAUUUAUGCAUGAUUUUCUUUACCGCUGAGACCUCGCUCAAACUCCCCAACAAAGGAAACCAGAGCUUUGAGAUCUGGGUAGAAAGUCGAAUGAUUUAAAAGUAGAAAGAAAAGGGAUUUCUUUUAGCAUGUUAGCCUGGCCUGACCUGAUCUGGCCUACUUUAAACUGAUGCAAUAAAGUGCCGGGCUGUGUGCAAAUGCACAAUGAUCAAAAACGGUUGCCUUCUGCUAGCAUCUGAGGCCAGCUCAGGGAUGUAUUGUUGAUUUAACUGUAUUACUGAUUCAUGGGAGAUCACAUCUUCCAAGAUAUUCCUUUCUUAACUAGUACUUUUUAAUGGGGGUAAUACCACAGAUUGAUUCGUUUUCAGCUCAAAACCUCUGUCCACAGGCUGUUGAGAGGCCAUUGUAGAUGAUAAUUAGUGUUAUUGUGUGGAAUUGGCAUUGCGUCCUUUUUAGAACUAGUGCAGGGGAGCUUAAUCUUCAAGGACCCCUAAGAGUCCAAGUUUGUGAUUCAAAACCCUGUGAAAGUACAGUACAUAGAGCAGCAGUCAGAGCCCAUAUAAAAGGCUUUGCUUUUCCAGUUUACGGAUUCUGUGGUUCGUAAGAAAUCGUGGCUUCGUUAACAAGCCACAAAAGUCACGUAACUCCACGUCAGUCUGUCUUUCAUGUCACUAGUUAACUGCAGAGUUAGUCUCCUCCAGCUGCAUUAGAUGUAAUGCUACUGUAACUGUAGGGCUAUCCCGAUUCAAAAGGGUCUAACAGUCUGGACAACAUAAUUGCAUAAAAAAAAAAAAAUGUUUUAAUGAUUCUGCAUGUUUCAUUGUUCAAAUCACCCUUCUACUUAAAUUCUUGAACUGUCUUUUAAGUACAUGGGAAAGCUGGUAAGUGGCACCUGGCUUAAACAACAUGCAUUAUCAGGUGCUAUUUUAUAGGUUCGCCUCCAAUGCCACUCUUCAAGUACCUCUCACACAAGAUCUCUGCAGAUCAGGGCUUCAGGGAGAGGGUGAUAGUACAGCACUGCAGUUCAGAGCCCCGUGUUAAACAGCCCUUUGCUUUCGGUUUAUAGAAAGGAGAUUCAAUCUAGUUAAUGGAAAGAUGCUGAGAGGCAACUCAGUCGAAGCGUAACGCAUAGUAAUGUUAAGGGACUGCCAGUCUGGUGUGUGAUGUCUGGUUAAUUCAAAUUGAGGUUUAUUUUUAUUUUUUUCCAGCAGUAUGGCUUCUAUCUCUGUCUAGUUAUUCUAAUAGAAUCCAGGGAGAACAGCACUUUGUCAAGUAUUUGGAUCCCUAAAGAUAAAAUUCAGUCAGUGGAUCAUAAUCCUGUGCUGUCCAAGCAUUUCUGAAAAGCUACGACACAUAAUGCAUAUGAAAAAUUAUAAUACAGAGGGGGUGGCAGUAUCAUAUGUGAUACAGGAAUGGUCAUUAAAGGGUUAAAUAAACAUGAAACAGUUAAAUCGAUCAAUGGUUAAAAAAAAAAAAAACUGUAGUUCUGGAUAGAUUGAGAUAAACAGACAGGAGCGAUGCUGGACUCCUCCAAGGCAUUCAUUAUUCUCGCCUGGAGAAACCAACAGCUUGUAAAUAUGCCUGAACCUAAAAUAUUUGAUGACUGGUUAAAUUCAGCGUUGGUAUUAUACAUGUCACACCUGGCCCUUUGCUGGGUACCAGAUGGUCUACACUUCACUGUACUGGAGAACUGUUUGAACGUAAUUAAAUAUGAUUGUGCAUUA